Molecule: messenger RNA, 2789 nt
Organism: Octopus sinensis (East Asian common octopus)
Lineage: Eukaryota; Metazoa; Mollusca; Cephalopoda; Octopoda; Octopodidae
Product: dual specificity protein phosphatase 12
Exons: 7
Coding region: 92-1069 (325 amino acids)
Biological process (GO): protein dephosphorylation
Cellular component (GO): nucleus
Molecular function (GO): protein tyrosine/serine/threonine phosphatase activity
Source: RefSeq, a predicted model, not a curated record
UUUUAGUACGUUUCCGUUUGUCAAAGUAAGGGGAGACAAUUAUCAAAUUACAUCUUUUCGGAUCGUCGUUAAUUCUUUAUUAUUUUCAAAUAUGGAUCAAGUUUACGACAAAAUAUAUGUAGGGGGAUUUGAAGAUGUUAAAGACGAAGAGAGCAUGUCUGAUGCCAAAAUUACUCAUGUUCUAAGUCUUCUGGAUAGGCCCCUACCUCCUGAAAUCCAGAAUAAAUACAAAUGUAAAUUCAUCCGUGUCUUGGACAUGCCCGAUGAAAACUUACUGACUUAUUUUCCUGAAUGUUUACGGUUUAUUGACGAAGCUCGAGUAAAUGGAGCUGUGAUAGUACACUGUCUUGUUGGUUGCUCCCGAAGUGCCACCGUGGUAAUUGCUUGGCUCAUGCAGAAAAAGCAAUUAGAUGUCAAAACUGCUUUAAAUAUGGUCAAAGACUGUAGACCCUGCAUCAGACCUAACACUGGAUUCCAGUUCCAGCUGGAGUUGUUUGCCCGAAUGGCUUAUGAUAUUAAUGUGAACAACAGUGAUUACAAAACAUUCAAGUUGAAUAUGUUUGGCUUGAAACUUGGUGAAGGUAAAAUUUUCAACAACGAUGUAAAAAACUUGCUCGUUGCUAGUCCAACAGAAAAUCAUCCCAAAACAGAAGUAUUGUAUAAAUGUAAGAAAUGCAGGCAUCCUUUGUUCCGUGAAAGCUCCCUUCUUUCACACACAACUGGAGACUGGGAGCGAUCCUUUGACUGGAAUUCCAAACUAUCAAAUCUUCGUAAAUCUGAUUCAGAAAAGAAUAAAGUUACUUGUAAAGAAUCUCUGUUUGUUGAACCUGUCCAAUGGAUGGCUGAUGUAGUUACUAAUCAGAGUGGCAAGCUAACAUGUCCAAAGUGUUUGGCAAAAAUUGGAUCAUUCAUUUGGUGUGGUGAAAAAUGCCCAUGUGGAUCAUGGGUUGCUCCAGCAUUUCAUAUCCAGAAAAAUAAAGUGGAUUUGUGUCGGCCCUUUGUUCUUGUUCCACGGGUUCUUCCUAACAACCAGUUUAUGCAAGAAACAGUUGCUACAUCCUGCAGCUGAGAGAUUAUGUUCAUCUUGACUGCCAAACCCAAAAAUUAAAAAUUUUGAACAAUUAUAAAUAAAGAGGUGGGGGGGGGGGAUAUACUUUUUUUUUUUACUUUGUUAUUUUGAUCCUAUCAAAUCCACAGCUGCUGGCAGCCAUAUUACAUGUGUGUACUACAUACUUAAGCCCUUUGCUCCUGAUGGAGCAUAGGACAUCAGCGACUUUCUUCCACUGGUCUUGACUUGUGGUGGGGCUGUCUCCUGGUGAUCAGAAAAGGGGUCAGCCUUGCAGUUUCCUUUUGGAUUUUACUAUACCACAUAAAGCCUUCUUCUCCCAGGUUUUGUUUGUUACGAAUUGUCACCUAUGUUUCUGUAACAUUGCUUUUUCUAGGUAGAGAUGUUGACCCUAUGCAAACCCAUUUUUACCUCUGGGAAGAGGUGGUCUAUAUUAGUCCAACCUCUGUCCUUUGACCUGUCCAGCACAGGAGGUCUUACUACAAGCUUCACUCUGCUGGCAUAGCUCUCUGAGUCACUGGGACACACAGGCCACCACAUCACAAUAAAGACUGGACUUUGUGGUGGAAUAUUACAUAUGGUUGUUACAAUUGUCUGUGAGUUUUGUCUGUCAGUCAAAUUAAAGUGUAAGUAGGGUAGGUAUACAGUGCAGAAGAAAGAUUUGAAGUUAGCUAUUGUCACCUGGAUGGAUGAACAAGUGAGACAAAUGGUUGUUCAAUGUGUGUUGUAGAGGUCAUCAUUAAAAUGAAAGCUCUUCUGCUCAAAGAAAAUCACUUGUUAUUCAGUACCAUAUUGAUCUAAGUAACAUGGCUGAUCAUCAGUUUUGUUCUUUUCAUUGUAUUCAAGAGAACAGCAUUGUUGUAUUGCUCUUUGCUCUAAUCGUUCCAUGUCACAUGAUUGGUACCUUGCACUAUUGGUAAUGGAGAUCUAUUAUUACUGGUUCUUUGUGAAGAUCUGAUGAGAUUUGUUCAAGAAUGGCUUGACCCUCCAACCACCUAAUUAUUAAUAUGCAUAAAAGAAGUUAUUUAUUGAUCUUCUUCAGCUUAUUUGAAUAUAAGAAGUGUGGUUUGUGUGUGUGUGUGUGUAUAUAUAGAUAUGUGUUGGUAUGUGUGUGUGAUAUAAAAUAUAUACAUAUACAUAUUUUUAGAGUUUGUCCAAGCUUUCAAUUUUGUCAUUUUCUUCUUAUAAGAAUGUAGCAUUUAAAUACCAAAUAAGUGUUAUAAAGAUAAUCUUUUAUGAAGCUUGUGAAGAUUUUAUGAUGACAUCAGCCAGCCAAAAUAUUUCUUUCAGUAACUGUGAACCUAAUUCAUUACUAUUCUCAUCCCUGUACCAUCAGAUCAACAAAUAACCCUUGGUUAUUUUCUUAACAAGCAUUCACCCCUGUGAUUGGCUUGGGGCUGUUCUCAGCAAAUUGCAUAUAGGCUGGUUGUCCAUUCACUGUUUCACAUUAUAAGUGCACUGCCAACACAUUCUUCCAUGUCGACUUUUGCUUCUCAUGGCUGGCAGCAAGUAUGGACACAGUACUAAAAUUACUUUGACAGAUGUUUCUGUGCAAUGAAAUAGUAAAAAUUACUUUUUUUACUCAAAAACAAUAUCUGCUACCUGCCACUUUAGCGAUUUUGUUAUUACUGAAAAAUUCCAUGCUGUCAGUUGCUCUGAUUAGGAAAGCUUUAUAAAUAAUUCCAGAAAUAAUUUGUGUAAACUUCCAAAGAAUCUUUUGCAC